GGAUAUAUCUGACUGAACUUUAUGACUGCUGCGUUACUGGGAAGGAAUUAAUGUAGUGAGACAGUCAGUUCCACACGUCGUUUACAUUAAUGGAGAUAGAACUGUUCAAAAGUGUAAAAAAUCACCUGAGUUUACAUAUUUGUAGACGGAAUAUAAAAUAGCAAUAAUUUAAGGCAAUAUAGUGGAUUAACUAAACGAAUAUUUAGUGAGUAACAAUGGGCGGUGUGACUAUAAUUUAUGAACAACCUUUGAGCGACGCUCGAGUGACCUUGAGAGUGUCCACCUGAUAACUAAAACUAAAUGAGGGUUAUAAACCAGUGUGAGGAGUUAGAAUAAUGAUUUACAUUUGAUGGUUGGGUUAAUGAAUUAGAUUUAGGGUUUUCAUAAUGAACUGAUCUCAGUUAUAAUGCCAAAACUCUGUUUUGCCAAAUAAAUGAAUGAAUUUCGCUCUAAAAUUCGAGAUCUGUUAUAAAGGAUUGAUUUUUCCACAAAUUAUAAUAUCCCGCGUUUAAUAGCCUAUGUAAUCAGUUCGCAAUAGAUUGUUUCGACACCAAGAUGAAUUUUUCGGUGUUUCUACUUUGUUGAUGUGGAAUUAUUUUCUUUUCGACAUUGAUGUCAUGAGCGUUAGGCUUUUAUGCUUGGCUAACGAGAGAUGUUUGGUUUUGCCUUUCUUGUUUGCGCGUCCUGAUUUCUGUCGCCAGCCAUAAUUUAACUCUGAUAAUAACGUAAGUUACUUAUCAGUCACAGAUUUAUAAUAUAGGCUCUAAAUUAUACUGUUUAUUUAAAUGCUAUCGAUAUUACCUGACUUCCCGAAAAAAUAAGAUGAUCUAAGGUUCGUAGCUGAGAUUUUUAUUGUUUGCGAGUCAAGUAAUCCAAACAGAUAUCUGUUGCUCAAAGACUGGUGUUAAUACAUUAAUUCAUGCAAAAGUAGACUGCUACACAAGUUAGUGCUAGGAAUCACGCAUUUAAUUCCCUGUUUUUUUUUUACAUAUUUAUAUGUUAAAUUUCUUAUAUUUCUCUUCUAUCUCGUUUCUUACCAUCCUCAACUGUGUUGACUUUGUUCAUCAAACAUUAUUUGCUUUUUAUCACAGGGUCUGUGUUUCCUUAUCACUCAUUGUCGUCAGUCGUCAAACCUAAUAUUAAUUUUAAACGUAACUAACACUCUUCUGACACUUCAUAAUGACGGUCUUGGGUGAGGAGUGGUUUGCUGUUGGAGACAUUUAUUUCAGAAAGCUUCAUCUUUACGAUAUGCCGUGGGGUAUGGGAUUUUCAAUAUCACAAUUCAAGACAUCCAUUUGUCAGUAUUCUGGUUAUAUAGCAAUGUAUUUGGAUGGCCAAGCGGGAGCAAAACCUAUACUUCAAAUAUAUACAUCAUCAGGCAAACUCGUUUCCCAAAGUGUUUGGAAAGAUGCACCUGGUAUAUUGCUUGGUUGGACUUUGUCAGAGGAUUUAUUAGUUAUUCAAAAAACAGGAUUCACUACCAUAUUAGAUCAUCAGGGCAAGUUUGUUCGACGUUUUAGUAUGGGACCUGAAGCUGAAGAAAGAGAAAUAAUUAGUGCUAAGCUUUUUACCAUUGAUUAUAAUACAGGAAUAGCUGUUCUUACCGGUGGAAACCACAUAUAUGUAACUACCAGUAUCGAAACUCCACGUAUGCGACGCCUUGUAGAAUUACCUGGACCAGUAAAGUCUUUAUCACAUUGGACUAUUGUUACAACACCUCUUGAAACUGGAACACCUGAUUCUUUUCGAAGCCCAUGGGUGAUGUUUUCAAACAAAAAGAGUUUGUACCGAGCUGACUUUGGAACAGUUGAAGGUAUUGAUUUAUCAAAGCUUACUAGGUCAACUGGUUCUGAUAUUUGUCUAUUGUCUAUAUCUUUAAAUAUGCAAUUUGUUGCAAUUUAUUUAACCAAUGGUGAAUUGUUAAUUACCAAUACACGAUUUACUGAAUUACAUUCACAUAUUGACUUGACUCAACGUAUAUCAGUUAUGUUGAUGAAUAAUAAUAAUUCAGCUAAUCAAAAAUUAAAUCAUCCUAAAACGAUGCUUUGGUUAACUAAUUCAGCUGUCGUGCUUCAAUGGAAUAAUUUAAUUGCUAUUAUAAGUACACAGUCAGAUAUUUAUGAAACAUUUUAUGCUGAUGAUAUAUUCUUAGCACAAGAGAUUGAUGGAAUUCGCAUUCUAUCACCUACAUCACAUGAAUUAUUACAACGUGUACCAUCCCCAUUAGAAUCACUUGGACGUAUUGGAGCAUCGUGUCCAGCCACAUGGUUAUUGUCUGCAAGUAAGAGUUUAAAAAUCAAUUGUGGACGUACUAAUGAUUAUUUAUUGCCUAUUAAACAACCUAAUCAAAUGAUUGAUGCAAUAUCACAUUGUAUUGAAGCAGCAUGUCAUGCAACUGUUGAUCCUAUUUGUCAACAAGAACUACUGGAAUCUGCUCAUUUAGGUCGAGGAUUAUUAUCAGCUAUGAUGAAUACUACUUCUAAUGCUACUAUUUCUUCUAUCACUGUUACUAACAAUAACAAUACAGAUCAUUAUUCAGUUGAGGCUAAAUUGAAAGAACUCGCGGAUCAUGCCGCAAAGGUAUGUCAAACUUUGCGUUUGUUGAAUAGCUUAGCUGUUCCAUGGUUAGGUAUUGCAUUAACAUGGCGUCAGUUUCGUGAAUUGGGACCAAACAAAUUGUUUGAACGUUUAUUGAUACGCCGUCAUUACCCAAUAGCAAUUGAACUUGUUCGAAUUCAUCAAAAACAUAAAUGGCCAAUAAGCAUUCUAGAAGAAAGUCAAAGCAAUUAUGGGACAUGCACAUUUACUCGUUUACUUGCUCAUUGGGCAUGCAAUAGUUCUGUAACAUCUUCAGGAGCAGCUACAUUGAUAUCAGAACGGGUAGCAGCUAUUGUGGAUAAGUUAUUCAACAAUUCAUCAGAGAGCAAAUCUAAGUCUAGUAAUCAUCAUGCUAACUAUUACAGUACCUCUAUUCCUCAUUUGGACUUCGCUGAUGUAGCUAGUCAAGCUAUUUCAGCUGGUCGAGAAACAGUUGCGGAGCAAAUAUUAGAAUAUGAGCCACGCGCUUGGCGUCAGGUACCAUUACUUCUAAAAUUAUCUCGUUAUAAUCGUGCAUUAGUUCGAGCAGUAGAGACUGGAAAUCCUGAACUAAUUACAACAGUUGUAGUAGCAUUGCAAGAGCAAAGUAAAUUACCACCGGCAGAUCUUGCAAUGGUACUUCGUCGGCAUCCAAUAGCUCUGGCCAUAUAUCAAGAGACAUUAGAACAAGCUGAUCAUUCUAAAUCUGGUUCUGAAAAUUCAACAAAAGCUGCUCUUUUAAAUUUUGAUCAUGAAAAUGAUCGUGCUUCAGAAGCUAAAAAAAUUGUUCUCUCAGCCUAUCAAGAAAAUAGUUUAGUUUCGCGAUUGACAUUAUUACAAAAUGCUGAAGAGAUUUAUCGUCAAUCCAAGAAUGAUUUUAUGGCUCAGGUAAGCAUAUGAGUUAAAAAGUUACUUGUAUCUACGAUAAGAAGGCCAGUAGUGAUAAUGAUAAUACAAUGAAAAGCCAAAUGUAGAGAAAAUACGUGAAAAAGAACAAAUGAAAAUUUGGAGUAAAGUGAAAAAUAAGUGCAAUUUUCGGCAAUUUUAGUCAACAUUUAUCACUAUAAAUUACAAUCAUUACAUGAACCUCUCAUCCAAGAAGUCUCCAUGUUGCCAUCUUUCAUGUGUUCAUACUUGUUGAGUAUAAUAAAUAUCAUUUACAAAAUAUCAUGAUAUUUCCAUCCCUAACUAUUUCAUAUAUUUGCUUGAAGAGAGAUAUUAGAGGAUUUAUUUAAGUUCUACACCAAUUUAUGUAAAUAGUAAUAUUAGCAAAUAAUGUUUUGAAACAUAAAUAGGGCAUUUACCAUACAAAGAUAAAUAAAUAACCUUCAAAUUUGUAUGAUAAUACAUGGUACUAUUCCAGAUAACUCGUAGAACUAUUUGAUGACAAGAAAACAUGAAAUACUCUGGUAAAACAUUUUGACAACAAUAAGUAGGAUAUAGUUUACGAUUUAUAAUAAGAGAAAUAUAUACCUUCUGCUUAUUUAUAAGCCAAUAACCGGGAACUAGCCAAUGUGCUUGGUUUUGUAUAACUGCAUAAUGUGUCGUGUAAUACAACACCAACUUCUGGAUAUCAUUAACAUGACCUGUUCAAAUUUGUUUUGAAACAAUAGACUAGUCAUCAGUAUUAUUGUGUAUAAAUUUAAAAUUUGCUUUAUACGCGUUAACAUUCACUGACUGUGUAGUACUAUUCCGGAUCCAUUUAAAUUCCAUCCCAUUAAGUUAUUUACGUUCCCACUCCCAGUAAAUUUACUGAAAUAUUAAUUAGAGAUUAUAACUAUUCGGAUUUCAUUUCUCAUUUUCUCUGUGUCAGCAAUGUAACGCACAAGUUCGUCUAUUGAAAUUCCAAAGUAAACUUGAGAAACAAGAAAUAUCUGCUCCUGUCUUCGAAAUUAAAUCCAUACCCGGCUCUAAUCGUAUAAUACCCGAGGUAGUACAGUCUGGUAGUAUAAAUGAGAAGCUUUGGGUUGGUCAAUCGUUAAAUACAACACUCAGUCGUUUGUUAGCUUCCGGGCAAUCCGAACGUCAAGCGGAUCAAUUACGCAGAGAAUUUAGAGUUUCAGAAAAACGUUUCGCUUUUCUUCGUGUUGUUGGUAUGGCAAUCAAUAAUGCAUCUUGGUUAGAAAUGGAUAAAAUGAUUCGAGCAAAAAAACCACCGGUUAAUGUUGAGAUAUUAAUCAAAAUUUGUAUCGACGGCAAUCGUAUAGACGAAGCGAUAAAACUAAUUUCUAAACUUCCACCUGAACGAACAGUCCGUUUCUGGGUAAUGAUUGGGAGAAUCGAAGAAGCCAUUCAAGUAGCUGUUCGUGAGAGAUCAGAAUAUGAUCUAUUGUAUAUUCAGCGUGAAGUUGGCAAAACCAACAAAGAAUUAUAUGAUCGGAUUACUAAUCUACGAGCACAAAUUCAGUGAUGGUUUAUAUUUUAACGCAUAAAUAGCUGGCAUUUUUUAUGAUUUACUUCAUCAAACUUGUAAAUACCGACUUAUGAUCGACUAAUUUUUUUUAUUGAACUUCUUUCUUCUAUUGUACACACAUUGAUUGAUUGUACCAUUUUUUUGCUUAAUGAUAGAACCUCUCAUAAUCCUCAUCUGAACACUUGAUUUUGUAAACAAAAUACUACUUUUACAACAAACGUAUUUCCAGUCAUUGUUUAGUUACACUUUAAGAGGGGGG
Schistosoma spindalis is the source of this 5249-nucleotide messenger RNA. NCBI's taxonomy places the organism in Eukaryota, Metazoa, Platyhelminthes, Trematoda, Strigeidida, Schistosomatidae. The record is from the annotation of a GenBank genome assembly.